AUGAAGCUUCAAGGGACUGAACACCAUCACAACCAAGAUGAGCUUGAGGCUCCAAAGGUUCCGCUGGACGAACUUCAAGAGGCCAAACAGCAUGACAGCCCAAACGAUCUCGAAGUACUUAAGCUUCCACGGGACGACGGGCCUCCCUAUAAUUCUCGGAUCACCAUAGCUUUGAAGGCACUCGCCGGUAGUAGAACUUACACACGACCCGGCUCGUAG
Penicillium samsonianum is the source of this 219-nucleotide messenger RNA. RefSeq lists its product as uncharacterized. The transcript has a single exon. The record is from RefSeq and is a predicted model, not a curated record. Bases 1 to 219 code for a protein of 72 amino acids. NCBI's taxonomy places the organism in Eukaryota, Fungi, Ascomycota, Eurotiomycetes, Eurotiales, Aspergillaceae.